CAUUUUUCUACUCUCAAGAGCUCUCUUUAGCUUCCGACAUCUUAAAAGCUUAGUCACAUUCCAAGCUUGAGUUUGAGAAAUCAUAUUACUCUUAAGUUCAAGCUAAGAUGGAGAAGGUGAUGAGAUUGGCUUCUGAGAAGGGAGUGGUGAUGUUUAGUAGGAGCUCAUGUUGUAUGUGUUACGCGGUGAAGAUUCUUUUCCACGAACUUCGAGUGAACAUCAUGGUUCACGAGCUUGACCAUGACCCCGAAGGAAGGGAUAUGGAGAGGGCACUCAUGAGGAUGGGUUGCAGCAAGCCUGUGCCAGCGGUCUUCAUUGGUGGUAAGAUGGUGGGAUCGACGAAUGAAGUUAUGUCCCUCCAUCUCAAUGGUUCUCUUGCUCAAUUGAUCAGACCAUAUCAAUUUAUGUCUUAAAUGGUUGUUACUCUAAUACCAU
Molecule: messenger RNA, 435 nt
Organism: Telopea speciosissima
Lineage: Eukaryota; Viridiplantae; Streptophyta; Magnoliopsida; Proteales; Proteaceae
Product: monothiol glutaredoxin-S11-like
Exons: 1
Coding region: 108-413 (101 amino acids)
Source: RefSeq, a predicted model, not a curated record